AUGCACUUGUUUGAUGAGCGAAUGCAGCAAACGUUGGCACAACACCAGGACACAUACGAGCGUGCCAUCCUGAAUGAAAACACGGAAAGGUUUUGGACGUGGUUCAUAGCCAUGUGGGUGAGGUUAUAUCCCGAGUCAUUUACUCAUCCCUGGCAGAAGGAGUAUAACCACAGCUAUUACAACUGCUAUAAGCGAAUUGAAAACUGGAUGGACGCCUUUGGAGGUCAACAAGCCAAGGACGACCUUGCCGCUUCCUACCGUGACUCUUCCAGUAGUAACGAAUCAUCGUCUGACUGUGAAGACAGCUCCGAAUCCAGCUCUGCCAGCAGCGACUCCCUAUGUGUUAUUGCCUCGGAUAUCAAUGCCGCAGAGGUGGACUACGAUGAUAGACACCUCGUAAGGAGGAAACAAGUAGCGAGGCAGCUACAGCUACGAGCCAAAACCAGGGUUUUCGCCUGGUGCUUAGCGAUGCAGGCUAAUGGACUCAACAAUGUGUCGGAAUGGGAGAGAGUUGAUGUGGACACGUGGGUGGAGGCGACGGGUUAUAGGGAGCUGCAAGAUGAUGUUUAG
This is a messenger RNA of Desarmillaria tabescens, 570 nucleotides long. RefSeq lists its product as uncharacterized. The transcript is spliced from 2 exons. The coding region runs from base 1 to 570 and encodes 189 amino acids. The record is from RefSeq and is a predicted model, not a curated record. NCBI's taxonomy places the organism in Eukaryota, Fungi, Basidiomycota, Agaricomycetes, Agaricales, Physalacriaceae.